Molecule: messenger RNA, 1228 nt
Organism: Grammomys surdaster
Lineage: Eukaryota; Metazoa; Chordata; Mammalia; Rodentia; Muridae
Gene: Gnat2
Product: G protein subunit alpha transducin 2
Exons: 9
Coding region: 84-1148 (354 amino acids)
Biological process (GO): adenylate cyclase-modulating G protein-coupled receptor signaling pathway; detection of chemical stimulus involved in sensory perception of bitter taste
Cellular component (GO): heterotrimeric G-protein complex; photoreceptor outer segment; photoreceptor inner segment
Molecular function (GO): GTPase activity; G protein-coupled receptor binding; GTP binding
Source: RefSeq, a predicted model, not a curated record
CAGCUGGAGUAGGGAAUCUCAAGCCAAGGUAGGAAAAAUUUAAGAGCCAGAGAAAACAUCCCUUCUCUGAGGAGACAGCAGAGAUGGGGAGUGGCAUCAGUGCUGAGGACAAAGAACUUGCCAAGAGGUCCAGGGAGCUGGAGAAGAAGCUGCAGGAGGAUGCUGACAAGGAAGCCAAGACUGUCAAGCUGCUGCUGCUUGGUGCGGGAGAGUCAGGGAAGAGCACUAUCGUCAAACAGAUGAAGAUCAUUCACCAGGAUGGCUACUCACCCGAAGAAUGCCUAGAGUUCAAAUCUGUCAUCUAUGGGAACGUGUUGCAGUCCAUCCUGGCUAUCAUCAGAGCCAUGUCCACACUAGGCAUUGACUAUGCAGAACCAAGUUGUGCGGAUGCCGGGAGACAGCUCAACAACCUGGCUGACUCCACCGAGGAGGGGACCAUGCCUCCGGAGCUGGUGGAGGUCAUCAGGAAGUUGUGGAAGGACGGUGGAGUUCAAGCCUGCUUUGACAGAGCUGCAGAGUUCCAGCUCAAUGACUCGGCAUCUUACUACCUGAACCAGCUGGACCGGAUUACAGACCCUGACUACCUCCCUAGUGAGCAAGAUGUGCUUCGAUCCAGAGUCAAGACAACAGGCAUCAUCGAGACCAAGUUUUCUGUUAAAGAUUUGAAUUUCAGGAUGUUUGAUGUGGGAGGACAGAGAUCGGAGAGGAAGAAAUGGAUCCACUGCUUUGAGGGCGUCACCUGCAUCAUUUUCUGUGCGGCUCUCAGUGCCUACGACAUGGUGCUGGUGGAGGAUGACGAAGUGAAUCGCAUGCAUGAGUCCUUGCAUCUGUUCAACAGUAUCUGUAACCACAAGUUCUUUGCGGCUACGUCCAUUGUUCUCUUUCUCAACAAGAAGGACCUCUUCGAGGAAAAAAUUAAGAAAGUCCACCUCAGUAUCUGUUUUCCAGAGUAUGAUGGAAACAACUCCUAUGAGGAUGCUGGGAAUUAUAUCAAGAGUCAGUUCCUUGACCUCAACAUGAGAAAAGAUGUCAAAGAAAUCUACAGUCACAUGACCUGUGCUACGGACACACAGAACGUCAAAUUUGUGUUCGAUGCAGUCACAGACAUUAUCAUCAAAGAAAACCUCAAGGACUGUGGGCUCUUUUAAUGUACAGCUCCUCGAAUAUACAUUCUAUAAGCAAGCUUAGAACCUGAGGCUUCACGCAGAAACUUAGUCAACCUGUACCA